Molecule: messenger RNA, 12308 nt
Organism: Ectocarpus sp. CCAP 1310/34
Lineage: Eukaryota; Phaeophyceae; Ectocarpales; Ectocarpaceae
Source: the annotation of a GenBank genome assembly
AUGCAGCAGAAACAGCACGCCAAUGAAGAGACCUCCAACAACCGCAGCUCCCCUCAGCUGGCGCCGGAGCCCUGGGCUCCAACCUUCAAGCGCUGUCCGCGGGAAACGCAGCGAGUAUGGGCGUUUGCGGAUGAUGCAGAAGGCCACCGUCUGAAGACCCUGUGGCAGGGUGUCAAAACCCGCCAAGACCAGCCGCUCGCGUUCCGGCCGGGCUUUGAUCCCUUCGUGAUGGCUCUUAGGUCCUAUUUGGAGACCGCAGGAACCACUGAUGACAGCGACAUCGCCACGGCGGCCAUGGCCAAUGGCGUUGUGGGACAAAAAAUCGCCGAUAGUGCUAGCUCACCGCCGCUCGGCCAUGAUGCAGAAGUAGUAGGAAGGGCUCCUGCCCCCGCCGCGGACACCCGAGGCGUCCCUGUCGACGCCAUCCACGGGCUGGCGGAGGUCGUGCUAUCCGCAUCGGUGCCUGCCGAUGCUACCAACGGUGCACCGGGCAUGAGAAAGGCGAGGAGGAGAAAUGGCGAAAACCGCGGGAAGGAGUCGUCCCCAGCUGCAGGCGAUGGUCACAGCGACGAGGAGGAGGAGGAGGAUCUCUUUUCCGCCAUAUUCUCGGCUGCAAAUACCGACGAGUGGUCUGCGAUGCUUGUUGGUUGCGGCGUUGUGCGUUCCCUGGUAAACUCAUUGCAAGCAUGCCUAGAUGUCCGUAUCACCGCGCGAGGCUUAGACUUGACGAGGGCUUCGCCGGCGAUGAGGCGGUCUGGAUCUGCUACAUUCGGCGGCGAUAGAGGAAGCAGCUGCAGCGCGGGGCUGGACGUAACGACCGGCGCGGUGCAGAGUGCGGACUUGGCAAAGGAGGAAGAAGACGGUGAUGGGAUGCCCAGCGUUGACUGGUGCCUUGCGUGCGAGCUUGAGACGGCGCAAGUCGUGGUAAUGAUGGCCCUAGGCGCCCUCCUCUCGGCCCAUCCUCUUGCCGCACGUGAUCGUUUCCAGCGCGCUGGUGGUGCACUUCGUGUUCAUCGAAUAAUUUCUCACCAGCCGGAAAAUUCAGGCAACGACGAGGUGCACGUCUGCGUGUCUUCCGGACCCGAAGUUGAUGGUGAUGCUGCUGCAGCCCCUGUUUCGGCCUGCCCGUUUUUACAGGAGCACUGUGUCUUGGUGGCUCUGCAGAUGUCGCGGCUGAGCGUCCGCGCUGAAGGUAUGGCAGGGUGUGCGCCGCUUGACGUCCUGCAGGGAGCGGCGCGGGUGGUGGGAGCCCUUUCACCGGCCAUGUUAUCGACCUGGCGUAAGUGCCAGGGUCCAACUGUCACUUGCGGGGAUCUUCAGGAUCAGCCACCCCGCCCGAAGCCAACAGAUAAGGACGAGAGGCUUCAGGACAGUGGCCUAGAAGAUCCUGAGAAUAACAACAACCAGCAAGGCGUCUUGUCCCACGGGUUGCUUCCUCUAGGUCUUCCCGGAGAAGUUGCUGUGCCGGUAACCCGUGAGGUCUUUGGUAGCACUACCGAGGGCGGCACGUUUGCACGGGUAGAAUCGUCCUCGAGGAGCUGCAGUUCUACCGCGGAGGUUCGCCGUUUGUUCGACAGCUCCUCAUAUCGGCUGUGUGGACCACGUCCGGGCCAUCCUCUUUCUUCAUCCCGAUCAGCCUUCGCCGGCACUGGUUGGGUAGCGGAUCGGCUGCAGGUGCUGGCACGCGAUCGGGGGCCCGGCGCGGAGACGUUGGUAGACUCUGUUCAUUCUCGGCUGGCGACCUUGUUGGACACUACUGACAUUUUCAUCAUCGUUCAGGAUGCGUGCCGAAUGUCCAUCCCCCCGACCCUGGAAGGUGCCGAAGGUGCGGUGUUACGGUCGGCGCUGGCGUGCGUGUUGGAAAUCUUUGUCGAACCGGGGGUCGUGGGAGGUGCUCCAAAGAACGGAGAAACUUCUGCUCGUGGUGGUGGGCGCGAUAAUUUUCCAGUACGAUCUGGGAGCAAUAUCACCGGCAGGCAAGAACAAUCGACCGGGGCGCCGGUCUCCAGCGAGGGAAAUGUGGCUGCUGCGGCGAUCCGACAGCUACUCGCGUUGAAAUUUUUGCAUCAAGCUGUUCGACGUUGGCCACGCCUUGCCGUGAAGCUGUCGGAGGAACUCGGCCUUUGGGAUGUUAUUUUUUCGGAGCGCUUCCUUUCAGGUUGUGCAUGCCACAUCACCUGCGCAAUGGAGCUUCUGAGUGAUGAUCCCGCCGAUGCCGGCACCAUUGGUUCACGCGCUCCUGGCCGCAGCAUGCUUCGUGAGUACGCGGUCGCGUGGGGGCUUGUGCACGAUGGGGCGUUGCUCCUUCUGGAGGCUGUGGCGAUCGUGCGGUGCCUUUUGCAGUUAGGGCCGGAGGAAUGGAAACGCGAGCACGAGGAUGAGAUCGGGAGUUGUGCCGUUGGGGGUCAAAGUUCAGGACAACAGAGGUCGUCUGAGAUCGAGAAGUAUGUGACCUUCUUAGCUAGAGAAAGGAGCAACCGAUCUUGCGACAAAGCGGCCAUGCAAGGGUGCAAGUGGCUGAGAGUUUUGAUUGCGAUGGAGCCUGCCCUGGGCACCAGCCUGGUCGUACCCCCGUCGCUACGCGUGGCUUCUCUUUGCCUUGCGUUCAAGUUGUGCGACCGUGGGAAUGGUCAUGGGUCUGACGAUGCGUGGGUCUCAGAUGGGGCGGGUUGGCCUCUGGUCCAUGCGUCCCUGUCCCUGAUAGCAGACAUGGUGGCCACCAAUGAAGGUUUGCUUUUCCAGGCUGCGGUGGCGUAUGCUGUAGAUGCGGACGCGACGACGGGAAUGUUAACGGCGUUGCCGGGGAAACCCCGACCACGUCGCGCGACGGCUUCAAUGACCUCGGAUGCAUCGAGUUCAGGUCUGCAUGCCGCAAGUGCAUGGUAUACCUCCGCGAGCGGCGGGUCGCACACGCUCGCCAGCAUCCACAGCUUGAGUCCCCGCACAGGUCCAAACUUUUUGUUUUGUGAUACCCACGUGGGGCAGCCGCCGCCGAGGACGCCACGACCACUACCAGAAGUGCUGUUCAAGGCCGCGUUGGAACCUCGGGCUCGCCGUGCUGUAUUUUAUUGCGCGGCCGCACUGGGAGUUGAGGCCAGCAGGGAAGCUUUGGCGUCGGUAAAUGUCCAACAGCGAGAGACGGCGGUGGCUGUACUCAGUGGACUUGUGGAAGGGUAUAUUUGUCUGUGCGAGCGGGCAGCGGUGGCGACUGUGGCGGGUUCAGCUGCUACGGAUGAUGGACCGAGCCUCUUACUCGAUGCGUUACACGGUGCGUGUGCGCUUAUGCGUUCGGAGGCACCGCGGAACAUGGGUGAGGUGAGUGCCAGCGGUAGAGGCGGCAUUCAGAGCACUUCUGGAGGAGCCGAGAAUGGCCCGUCCUCACGCCCGACGAGACAAGAGGAUACGGGCGUGUUGCCAUUGUUGCAGGAGACGUUUCGAGAGCAUUGGGCGUCGGCCCGCCUGUUGGUCGUGUUGGAGAGUGUUGCGGGUGACCUGGCCGCAUCCAGGUCGACACCCAACUCAUCAUCCGUGCCGAAGGAGGGAUGCUCCGAGAUCGUGACAGCUUGUCUGUCUCUUUUCACCGCAAUGAUGGCAAGGAACUCCCUCGGAAAAAAGGCAAUUAGACGCGCGCUUUCGGAGCACUAUGUCGGAAGGAAGGAUUCGCCAGGGGCAGUGCCAUCGUCAAUGCCCUGCGGUGCCGCUGGUUGGGGCAUCGGGGGUUCAUCAUUUGUCGCCCUGGCGCACCUCGCUGGCGUAGUGUCCUCUGCAUCGAUGUGCGAGUCCUUAGUGGAGAUGUUGAUGGACGGUGAAGUUCCAGAGUGCGUCCUCGACAUUGGACGUGACCAGCUGGGUGGAGCCACUAGAAGCGAAGAAGGCCACAAUUGUGGCCCAGAAGGGAGGGAGGAGGAUUCGGGUGCUUCGUCACCUCCCGAAAUUCGAAACCCUUUUGUGGUGCCACUGAUAUUCCAGCUGCUUCCCGACUGGCCUGCUUCAGAGCAAGAAAACAUCCUGAAAGUGUUUAAGUUGCUGCUGAAGGGUGCGGGUGGGGGUACAGUGAAUCGGUCCCUGUGCUGCGAUGUUCAACCGGCUCUCAUGGAUCAGCUCCUGGAUAUUAUUCCACGACUUAACGGCAGCGGUAGCGAAUGCGAAGACAGCCUACAAGAGCUCGCAAUCGACCUCGUCCGGCUGUUAGGCUCUCAUUCGAUCAACGUGGCGCAGCUGAAGAAGAUAUUUCGGCUGCUACAACCUCUGUCCGCCGUCAGCACGAAACGCAUGGGAACGUCGCCUACGUCGAUUACCAGUCUCCCUUUGCAGCCACCCUGGAUGUGCAGUCUCCUUCGCGCCCUCCGCGGCAUGAUGGAUGACGAACCUGGGCCCCAACGCUUUUUCCUUCUUGACGGUCUCAACUCCGGCUUGCGUCUGCCGCGGAUGCCCCACUGGCCGGCCCAGAAGGGCUACACUUUUUGCGCAUGGGUGCGCCUGGAGGUGGGGCCUGAGUCUUCUGGCGAAAAAGAUGGCGGAGCUCGCAGCGGCAAUAGAACCAUCCCGGUGGCCGAGGCUCCCUGCCUCUUCAGCUUUUGUGGUGAACAGCGGGGUCAGGGAGUUGCGGCAUGCUUCAUCCCCCUGCGUAAAAAGCGUAGAAGCGUGCAACGCGGCGCCGCCGUACCGACCACGGCGUCGACCGCAGAGACCCCACAACAGUAUGCGCUGGAGCUCAGAGUAGGGGCAGGAUGGAAGAAGCACCCGGCAAUUGUCCGGUUUCCAGGCAUUGUGGUCACAGCCGGUGAGUGGGUGUUCGUGGCCGUCGCUCAUGCGGCACGUAGAUGGGGGCAGCGUGGCGAGGCGUCGGUCCUUGUAGAUAGCUCCUGGCGCACCUCUGCCUCGCCCUUUCCUCGCUUUGGAGACGGCGGAGUGGCGACAGCAUCCAUAGCCUGCCACUGCCCGCGUCGAGCCAAAGCUGCAGGGGGGGAUUCUACAGAUACAGGAGAGGGCACGGGUGCCAAGGUCGCCGGGCGGCCGGUGUUGUGCAGUCUCAAGGGGCAGGUGCUAGUUGACCCAAACAUCGCCUUCAUGUGUGGUGCACCCUUCUUUCAGAUGGGGCCGAUCUACCUCUUCGAGGGCAGCGUGUCCGAGUCAUUGCUACGCGGCAUCCGUCAGCUCGGCCCCGGCUACGCUUUCAGCUUUGAGCCUCCUCAGGUGGACUUGCGUGAAGUAGCUUUGCUUCCGACCAGCGAUCCUUCCCUGCAACCGCUGUCGGAGAUGGGGAUGGGAAGCCCAGAGUUGAACGCGAAUGGUGGUCUAAAGGAAAGGAACGACGACGGUGAGAGUAGGCUACGUCGUGCCCAAGCAGCGGCUACAGCAGCUGCAGCGGCGGCGCGUCAACACCUGCAUAAAGAAGCUCUCAGUGGCUCCCUGACAUCGCGCAUCCUUCUGGCGUAUAAUCCCAGCGUGUGGGGCGGCGAGUAUUUUCUCGAUAACACUCCGGAGCAUAACCCUGUGAGGUGGACCAGUAGCGGCUCCCAGGCCUCGUCCAGUUGGGGCGGACAGACAGAGCGCCGCCAGAUGAUCUAUUCCAUGGCUGGCAGUCAGGCACAUGUUCUCGUUCAGCCUCCUACCGUAAGCCAGCCCCGUGCGGGCGAUGACGGUGGCGACCUUCGCGCCCGUCGCGCACGGCUUGGUCCUGCUGGAGGGCCCUCGAAUGACCGGCCGGACGCCCCGGCUGGGCGAAGCCGUGGGUGGUCUGGGUGCUCCGGGGGCUCUGGUGUGGACACCAUUGACUACGAAGGCGAAAGAGCAGUGUUUGUGCGCCCUCGCCGACGGCCGGGUCACAUGCACGCGAUGAGACUUCCGGGCACUCGGGAGUGUGUUACGCGAGACGUGCGGGACGCUUUGGAUUGUCUAGGCGGAGUGAAGGUGCUCUUGCCACUGUUCGCGCAGUACGAUCACGGGGUUCAUCGUGGUGGAGCUGCCCGUGUAAGCUACCGGACCGACCCACGGUUGAACGAGAACGUGCUGGCUCUGCUUGUUGGAACGUUGCGAGACAGGACCGCAUUAACCUACAUCGACCGCGUUGCUUGUGUCCUGUUGUUUGUCCUCCGUCCGCUCGGUGCGUCUAGCGUGCCCAACCAACGCUUUCUGCGUCGAUACGGUGGACUUUCACUCAUCCCGUUCUGCCUUGAACGGGUGAGUCCGCAACACAUGAACGCGGGGGCUCUUGCGCAAGCGUGUCGGUUGGCAGACCGCCUUGGUGCUUGGAGUGAGGAUUGGGCGGACUCUACGAUCGAAUCGCUCCUCUCGCCAUCCCGCCUUUGGGUCUUCGCUCCAACUGAGGUUCAAAUGACUCUGGUCGGGGUUCUUCGGGGGCUCGCCCGACGGUGCCCCGGUCGAAUGCGCCGCGUGGUCGGGGUGCAGCAGUGUCUGGACGCACUUGAUCUGUACUACUGGUACACUCCACCCGCGAACGAAGGCGAUGACGUCGAUCCAUCAAGCGAAACGAGCCCAGUGGAGGACCCGGCGGCGAAGGCAUCAACGGGCGGGAACCGCCGCAACCGCGGUAGUGUCAAUGAUGACGGCGACAGUGGCGGUGCGGGUAGCAAAGACUGGUCAUAUGUGUCUCGGCAGUGGGUACACCCGUCAACAGGAGAGGUUCUCGGGGUCAAGGCUUCAGGCGCGGUGCUCGGGGAGAUACGAGCGCGUUUGCUCGACACAGUUGUUCUCAUGGCAUGCGACGGAGAUGGUGUUUGCAGGGCAGACGUGGCAGCGAUGCUUGGCUUUCUGCGGAGCUGUCGGGACGAUUUAAGCCGCUGCGAAGCGCUGCGACUUAUUCUCCGUUUCACAGAUGACCCUCACCAGGCCGGCCGAUUUGUAGUGGCCUCCGGCUACGUUGCGACUGAGGAAUUCGGCGUUGAAGAUGAUGAUGACAGUCCUGGCCGCGGGCCUGGUCGGGGUGGCACCGCUGUUUCGCUCUGUUUGUCUCUGGUCCAGGGGUCUGAUCCAACUGUGCGACUUUUGGCGUUCCUGGCAUUAGGGCAGACGCUGAUCGCGUGCCUUCGAAUAGAUUCUGGAGGCAGGGGUGUCGACAACUUGCCAGACACAGACGGGCCCGCAAAUCAGCAGUUCUCAGCCCACCGCCACAACAGCGCGCAGGAUUGCCCAGCUAGCACCGCCCAAAACGCAUUCGCGGCCUCCGCUGCGGCUUCAACGUCGUCGCCACCGGGAUUAUCGACACCGCCGCCAAGCACUUCAAUAAUGGUCGAGUUUGCUGGUGGUGCUGAUGCAAAGGUGGAAGAGCUGGUCGUUCUCACGGGAGCUCCGUCUGCUCGGGAAAGCGCCGGCGGAGGAAACGCAGACGAGGCGAACAAUCGCAGGGGCGAAAACAGCGGCAGCGGUGGCGCAGACGUGUUGGAACUUCGCGGGGGGGUCUGGGAACAUAUCGGGUUGCCCAGACAUAAAAUCAACGACGUGCUACAAUGGGCCCAGCGGCAAGUUACCGGUGCGGAACAAGUAGCUGCUGCUAUCGCACAAGGACGGAGGUGGGAGAAGCCCGACGGUCGGCUGCCGAGAACGGUGGGGUCCUCGGAAGAGAGCAAACGGCGGCCGGAGGAAGAAGCGGCAGCAGAAAGUGCGGUGGCGAGGGUCACCAUGGAAGUGCUGCAAGGGCUACUGAUUGGUCAACUACCUCGAGGCUUCGCGGCAAGCGUUGUAGACUCGCGGGAGCAUCCUGGAGACUCCAAGGCCCCAACUGUUUCCCCAGCAACCGACCAACCGAUGGACCCGUUCUUUCUGGAAUCCCCGCCAAGUUUCUCCACGCGGAAGUCAAGGUCAGGGGAUAGACCAAGUGCUCCGUUACGUCAGCGUUCCCGUCCCCGAUCGUGGCGAACCGGACCAGGAAGGUCAUCUGGGUCAACUUCUGUUCCUUCUCCCCUCUGCAUCCAUCUCCCUGAGGCCUUUCCGGCACUCUGCCAACAAGUGGCGAUGGCGCCGUUGGGGGCUGCGCUACGUGGAGAAGCCAUCGAGACGCUCGUUGCGGCCGUUCAGAGUCAGCGUAACGCGGAGAUCAUCCUGUGUGUGGAUUCUUGGCAGCAGUACCUUCUGAGCGUAGUUUCGUCGGCGCAAGGCCGGCAAGCAGUCGCCACCGCCGCCGCUAGUGCCUCUGGCGGUGAGAAUUAUCCAGCAAGUCAAAGGACAUCCAUUGCCGACUGUACAGCUGGGGAUGAAAAUUCGGGCCGGCACGAUUGGAGAAUCGCCAGUGACGAGGCAGCGAGAGAGGACCAGUUGGUCGAUCAGACAGUGAGGCUCAUCUGUUGGCUGGCCAUGUGCAAGGCUCGGAGCGGGAAGCCUGGAAGACCCGGCGCAGGGUUCGCAGAACUUCAGGAUACCAUGUCGUUCCUGCGUUGCCAGGGAGAGCUCGGGACUAUGGCAUGCGUGUCCGUGGGGGAAAAUAUGUUGCGCUACAUGGUGAGAAGCGGAGUUGCGAGUUUGUAUAUGGUCGAACAUCUACUGGAGGACAUGGUCAAUGUCAUCGUGGUCGCAUCGUUGAAUCUCAAGCGUGUGACGUUCGUGGUGAGCCUGCUGAAACGCGAAGUCGAGUACCUUGAGAGCGAAGUCAACGGCUGGGCGCGCGGCUCUCAUUUGCCUUCUCAUCGACCAAUGCUCGGAUCGGGUGGUGGCCAUCAUGGCGCCGCUGCGGUGCUCGCAUGUGUGUGGCCGUUGGCUGCUCUCGUUGUGGAAUUCGUCACCAUCCCGCCUGUGGCAAACCCGCCUGCCGUUGCCGCGGCAAACGCGCCAACGCCCUCUGCGGCGGCGUUGGCGGUUGUAACCGCAGCAAUUAGCGACGAUGAAGGGUCUUCUCGAUGGAGCGGCGAGUCUCUCAUCUGCCAGUCCCCGAUACAGGGAAUUUUGCAGUGGCUCGACACCGGCAUGUCACUGCCAUCCUGGCCAUCGCCACCACCGCCGGUAACUCCAGAUGCGCGCGCUAAGGUCCCGCGAACAGACAUUUUCUCGCGGGAAGUCCCCGCCACCCUCGCCGCAGGCUGGCGGGCGUGGGAGCUUCUGGAUGCCACGGUGGACCUCAUUGGACCUACGGGAGAUACAUUGUUGUGGGAUGCAAGGUACCGCCAAGGUUUGUGCGACGAGGCAGGGGCAACCAGUGGUAUCGGUAAGGGGGUCCACGCGGCGAGGACUGUAGACCCUGGUGCCGAAGACGUGCUGGACUGGGGUCGUCGAGAAUGCACAGGUUUGGGAUCUUCGGCUCACGCUCGUCGCUUUGCUGAUGAUCGCGGAACCCCUGGUGCUCCUAGGAGAAUGAGUGGCGGCGGCGGCGGCGGCGGCGGCAGCAGUGGAACUGGCUUUCUCGGGGUUUAUCGUACGACGCGGUUCAUAGAUAGCAAGGGGAAGACAGCAAACCCACUCGCCGACGCAGGUGAUGUCCCAUGGAUGCUCGUGCGAAUUCUGCUGGCGGUGUUUGUCGGCGGAGGGACCGCUGGAGGGCACACGGAAGAUGACGCCCCGAAGGAGAAGCCCAACCGGCGGAAAAGUGGCAGCAUUGGCGGCAGCAGCGGGAAGUUUGGUGGCGGGAGUGGCAAGGGAGGCGGCGGUGCCGGCAACGGCCCCCCGAGCACUGCUCUCGUGGCCCUCCAACGCUUGAUUGCUCUGUUGAACAGCCUAGAGUCGUCGGGCUACGAGCACUUGGAGUUCGAGGUGUUGAACGUGGCGGCUAGAGUGUCAACGGCGCUGCGCACGACAUGCUUGACUCCGAAAUCGGCUUGGGUCUUGGGUGCCCUACAGCUUUUGGGGCAGGAGCGUACAAAAAAAAGCGGAAGUGGUGUCUCGAACACUGCCACCGCGGCACCGCUCACGUGGGACUUGCUGGAAGCUGCGUUUGAGCCCAUUUCGGAAGAAGGAGCGGGCCACGAAGCGACGGGGCUCGCUCGUCGGUUUGACCGAGGGGGGAUGCACAAGCUCGCUCUGCAGACGCUUGUGCGUGUCCGUGCGCUGGAGGGUCGUGGAGGUGAAGCCGGGAUCCGAGUGCCCGCUGACGUGCUGAAGUUGAUGACGGCUGUGAAGAGCAUGGAGACCAGCAGGGCGUUGGUGCUUGCAGAGGCAAAGGAGAGGUACGCUGAGGCGCAGUGGGAGGUCGUGCUCAAACAGCUUGCGACCGAAAGAGGACCGUGGGGUCGUGGCGUGGAGGCCCUUGGUCUCGAUUCUGUUUACUGGACUCUUAGCACUCGUGAGGAUGACUACGGACGCCGACUGAAGCUCAUCCGGAAUCCCUCCGGUAGCCUGCACACCAUCGCUAGCGAGCGUACGCGGGGGGCGACAAGAACCUCGCCGUUGUCCUCCCGGUCGUCGUUGCGGGCAGCUGGUGGGCGGAGGACGUCGCUCAAGACACUUUUCAGCACCAAGAGCGGAAGCGAUGUGUUUGGGGAUGCUGCGGUGGCCAAUGGCGCCGCUCUCCGGGGACCUGCAGGCGAGUAUGCCCAUGCCGGGGUCGAGGGGCACGAGGUGCUUGAGGAUAGACUCGGCAGCCGCAAGCGAUCGGACGUCCGAGAGAUGUCGGCGCAGACCAGCCUUUGGCGAGAUUUGUGCAAGUACCAGCAGAAAAGUUUACGGGUGAGGAGGAGUGGCGAGGGGUUUGGGGAACAAGCGGAGGAGACGGAGGAAGAGGAGGAGGAAGAAGACGAGGAACAGGAGUACGAGUCAGAGUAUGGUGAAGAUGACGCAGGCAGCAGCAGCGAUGCUGAGGGGAGCGGCGAUGUCGAUCUUGCCAGGGACGGAUCGCAUCGGAACCGACGCGACACAUCUGCGACUUUCUCCAGCGCGGGGGACGUUGUGCGCGCGUCGUGCGUGACCCCUGGCACUAUUCUCGUAGAGGGCCACCGUUUGGUAUUUACACGGUUGCCAGAUGCAAGUGCUACCAGCAUGGAAGGAGAGAACGCCGGUGGCGGGGGUAACAGACAAGCGGGCGAGGUCCACGACAACUACCGAUGGGCGCUGCGGCCUGCGCCGACCUCCUCAUGGUCUACCUCAGGGCUACGCCGUAUGCUGUUCCGCCCGUACGGUGGAAUGCGCUUUGCGGCGCUGGAGAUGUGGUUCAGGGGCGGCGGGACCAACGACGAGGGUGGAGCAGACGGCUCACUUUUGCUCGGUCUUCCCAGUGAUUCCCUCGCAAACGGCCUGUUCCGGGCCCUCCGGCGUACGAGACCACCUUCGCUCGAGCCGUUCCUCGGUCGUCUCCCCGCAACGGUGGUUGCGCGGUCGAAGGCAAAUACAUGGGGUGCUUCCGCGGCGGGAGGGAGUGGGAUGUUCGUGGGCGCAUACGGUGAUGGGCGUAGCGGUACCAGUGGCGUCGGUGGCGGGGGUGGCAGCGGGACGAAAGCUGUGUCGGGCGCGGCCGAGAUGGCACGCACACCCCUUACGCAGGCGUGGGCACGUCGACGGUGUGGCGUUACGAAUUUCGAUUACCUGCGAGGGCUCAACGCUGCAGCUGGGCGAACGACUUCAGAUCUGUCCAGAUACCCGGUGUUUCCGUGGGUGCUAUCGGAGAGAGCGUGGGCAGCGGAGGAGCUGGAUCUGAAAGAUGAGCGCAAUUUUCGGGAUCUAGCAUGGCCAAUGGGGGCCCAGCGGCCAGAGCAGCGAGAGUCGAUUGGGCUGUUGGGGAACGCGUCGCAGCACUCUUUCCACGCGCUGGUUUUGUUGGUGGCGCUCUCUACAGUUAGGGGUGUCAAAGCGGAAAAUUUCCUAUAGGAAAAAAUUCGAAAAAGCGUCCUCGGAUCUUGCUGAUGGAAAAUCGACCAACCAAUGAAAUUGCACGAAACCGUCGGAACCUCCCGAAAAGACCCUCUGACGCACACGCGCGAGGGCGCGGCUCGCCUGUGUGCUUUGCGCCCUGCUAUGGGGCACAGCACAACACCAUUGCGCGGUCCCACUCUAGAACACAUGCCUCAUGACACACCCGAGCAGCAGCCGGGCGGUGAAGCCACGCAGACACCUGCCGCCGCCGCUGCUGCUGCUGAAAAAAACAGCAGCAGCAGCAGCAGCGGCGGCGGCGGCGGCAGCGAGGUUGAGCCUGGCUCUCUUCCACAAUUUUCUUACUUUUGACCAACUCCCCCUUCGUUUCCUCCAGCGUUCUCUCUACGACGGUGAGGCUGCCGCGUUCGAUAGCGCGCCGCGUGUUAUCUUCUGCUGACGCGGCAACCAUACACUGCCCCGUCCUCUCUUCAAACUUCGUUUUGUUUUGAUUCAGCUUUCGCGCAGCGCGCCUCCUGCUGCCGAACGGCGGACCUCGGUUUUUUUUUUGGGAGGGUCUG